AUGAAUAUCAUUAUUACGUGCCAGAGGCCGUGUUUAUCGGAAGCACUCCAGCUGACCACAGAUCCACUCCGACAGACUUACUCCUACAAUGAAUCCAUUGUGUUUAACUGUUCACCUGGAUACACUCUUCAUGGACCGUCAAUUAAAUACUGCCUUCAGAAUGGAGACUUCAAUAAAAGAUUACCUUACUGUACAGUCAAUCAAGCUCAAGACACUCAACAAUCAAUUACUGUCGCCAUUUUAGCUGGGUGUGCCAUUGGCCUUGUUGUUUUUUCCUUUGCUACAAUCGUCAUCAUCAUCACAAGGCGGCGACUUCGUAAACAGAAGGAAAAUGUCAACUAUGAAGAAGGAAUUCGCCAAUCAGAAGAUAAAGAUCAUGAGUAUACUGGAAUAAAACAGCAAUCGUUUGACAACGAGGCCUGCUAUACUAUACCAGAAGAAACCUCAGACAACAGAGAUCAACAAUAUACGGAACUGAAGUGAAACCAGAUGAAUGGACAAAAAACGGACGACUAAACGAAAU
Molecule: messenger RNA, 523 nt
Organism: Magallana angulata
Lineage: Eukaryota; Metazoa; Mollusca; Bivalvia; Ostreida; Ostreidae
Exons: 4
Coding region: 1-483 (160 amino acids)
Source: RefSeq, a predicted model, not a curated record